Molecule: messenger RNA, 2173 nt
Organism: Myxocyprinus asiaticus (Chinese sucker)
Lineage: Eukaryota; Metazoa; Chordata; Actinopteri; Cypriniformes; Catostomidae
Product: ras-related GTP-binding protein D-like
Exons: 7
Coding region: 186-1388 (400 amino acids)
Biological process (GO): positive regulation of TOR signaling; regulation of autophagy; cellular response to amino acid stimulus
Cellular component (GO): lysosome; nucleus; Gtr1-Gtr2 GTPase complex
Molecular function (GO): GTP binding; GTPase activity
Source: RefSeq, a predicted model, not a curated record
GGCAGCGAGGCAACAAGACAGCUACCUUUGGUUUCGGACGCAGCCAUAGACUCGCAGUGUGCUGUGAUUUCUCACGCUGGUGUGUGUGUGUUUCUCAGUAUGGAGGAGAAAGGGGAGGUGAAAGUUCACCAUGGCUUGGGCAUAUCAGGUGACAAUGUGGAAAGUUUGGCUGCUCCGCAGAUGAAAUGUCUCAAAUUAAGAGAAUGACAAGCGAAGGGAAAUACAAUGAAGUGGACGGAGAAAACGAAGCGCUGCCGUUCGAGUAUUAUGACGAUGAUGACGAUUUCGACACGUUCACGGACGGGGACGGAGACUGUGGAUGUGAUGAAGGAGUACUCAUGUUCAGUGAUCCGUUCAACAGUGAAGUGAAACCUCGUAUCCUGCUCAUGGGCCUGAGGCGAAGUGGCAAGUCUUCCAUUCAGAAAGUUGUAUUCCACAAGAUGUCGCCCAGUGAGACUCUCUUUCUGGAGAGCACAAAUAAGAUUUGUCGAGAGGAUGUGUCCAACAGUUCCUUUGUCAGCUUUCAAAUCUGGGACUUUCCUGGUCAGAUAGAUUUCUUCGACCCCACAUUCGACUAUGAGAUGAUAUUUCGUGGAACAGGGGCUCUGAUCUUUGUCAUAGACUCACAGGAUGAUUAUGUGGAGGCAUUGAGUAGACUUCACCUCACUGUUACAAGGGCCUACAAGGUCAAUCCAGACAUCAACUUUGAGGUGUUCAUCCACAAGGUGGAUGGACUGUCAGAUGACCACAAGAUUGAGAAACAGAGGGACAUCCACAAACGAGCCAAUGAUGAUCUAGCCGAUGCUGGUUUAGAAAGGAUACACUUAAGCUUCUACCUGACAAGCAUCUAUGAUCAUUCUAUUUUUGAGGCCUUCAGUAAAGUUGUGCAGAAACUCAUCCCUCAGCUUCCAACCCUUGAGAAUCUGCUCAACAUUUUCAUAUCUAAUUCAGGGAUUGAAAAGGCUUUUCUCUUUGAUGUGGUCAGCAAGAUUUACAUAGCGACAGACAGCAGCCCGGUGGACAUGCAGACCUAUGAGUUGUGCUGUGACAUGAUAGAUGUAGUUAUUGACAUCUCAUGCAUCUAUGGGUUGACUGGAGAUGAGGCUGGAACUCCCUAUGAUGAAGAAUCCAUGGCCAUAAUCCACCUGAACAACACCACAGUGAUGUAUCUAAAGGAGGUCACCAAAUUCCUUGCCCUGGUGUGCUUCCUUAGGGUAGAGAGUUUUGAGAGGAAAGGACUUAUCGACUACAAUUUUCACUGUUUCAAGAAAGCCAUAGAGGAGGUGUUUGAUGUGCGUUUGAAAGUGCAGAGAAAUCGGAAGCUUCUAAACCGGAGGAGUUGGAGUAGGCAUACCUUGCCAAACGGAACUCCGUUGCAUCCUCAUUAAAGACAAUCAGACAGCCGUCUAGCCUGUUAUAAUGACUCAAGAGUGAAGGAUUCACACAGAUUUUGCUUGCGCCCUUAUUCAGGGCCACUUAAUGCUCUUUAACAAUCUGAAAUGUCAAUGCAAACUGCAUUGGUGCUCAAACAAACACUUGCGACUUUUACUCACAUAGAGAAAAAUAAACAAACCAUCGAGGUUAUAGCGAUUUUUCCUAAGUUUAACCACUAACCCAAACCUAAACUUAACCAUGAUUUUGAUAGGAAAUUUUGAGAUGCUACUCUGCUCACUACAAUUAUACAGAGCAGUUAUCCGAGUUACCGUAGCCUUUCUGUCAGCUCGAACCAGUCUGGCCAUUCUCUGUUCUCUGUCUCAUUAACAAGGCGUUUCCAUCCGCAUAACUGCCACUCACUGGAUGUUUUUUGUUUUUGUGACCAUUCUGAGUAAACUCCUGAGACUGUUUUGCGUGAUCAUCCCAGGAGAUCAGCAGUUACAGAAAUACUCAAACCAGCCCAUCUGGCACCAACAAUCAUGCCAUGGUCGAAAACACUGAGAUCAAAUUUUUUUCCCGAUUCUGAUGGUUGAUGUGAACAUUAACUGAAGCUCCUGACUCGUAUCUGCUUGAUUUUAUGCCUUGCACUGCUGCCACACGAUUGGCUGAUUAGAUAAUUGCAUGAAUAAGAAGGUGUACAGGUCUUCCUAAUAAAGUUCUCAGUGAGUGUAAAUAUGCAAUGACUAACUAAAUUUGUUCGAGGACGUUUCCUUUCUUAAAAUAAAGUGUUGGAAAAUUU